GUAUCCCACUCAUAGAGCGCGAGGCUCCGCGGCACGCGCGCACACGCUCUCACUCACACACUCACGCACCCAAUCACACACACACUGAACCAGCCGAGAGAGGGAAGAAUGAGGAAGAACUCGCACGCACAUUUCAGCUCUCACAGAUUUGCUGAUAAAGCAUCAGAUAUUUGAUCGCUACGGGUCUGUUUUGGAAAAACACGCGUGUAUGGAAAUCGAAAGGCGCAUAUAGUAUUUGCGUGGGUCUCUAAUCUUUCUCGCGUCUCCUAUAUAAAAACCUAAACUAAUGCGAGCUGGGAUACUACUGACGGCUUCCGACACGCACUGUCUCCGUUAACAUUCCUGCUGCCCGUUUUCCCGACUACUUCACGGAACACCGUUACGCAGAAGUUUGUUGCCGAGCAAAGAACGAUGAGGCAUCGUAAGACCUCCCCACGUCUCUUCCUGAGCUUUCAGUGUCUAGUCAUCGUGGUGAUAUUGUUCUACAAAGUCCACCAUGUGACAGCGGAACAUGCUCCAGACCACAGCCAGGAUCAUAGCUCUCCUUCCAACAAGUCUUUGAGCUGUGGUGGGUCAGUUUCAUGUGCCGCAGGAGUCAUCCUUCCAGUGUGGGAGCCCCCAAACCCUUCGUUUGGAGAUAAGGUAGCCCGGGCCACGGUAUACUUUGUGGCACUGGUGUACAUGUUUCUGGGAGUUUCAAUUGUUGCUGACCGCUUCAUGGCAUCCAUUGAGGUCAUUACCUCUCAGGAGAAAGAGAUCACCAUUAAGAAACCCAAUGGUGAAACUACCACUACAACUGUACGCAUCUGGAAUGAAACUGUGUCCAACCUCACCCUCAUGGCUCUUGGUUCUUCAGCUCCUGAGAUUCUGCUCUCAGUCAUUGAAGUGUGCGGCCAUAACUUUGAAGCUGGUGACCUCGGACCCUCUACCAUUGUCGGCAGUGCAGCUUUCAAUAUGUUUGUCAUUAUUGGAAUCUGUGUCUAUGUGGUGCCUGACGGAGAGCAACGCAAAGUGAAACAUCUCCGUGUUUUCUUCGUCACUGCGGCUUGGAGCAUCUUCGCCUACUUGUGGCUCUACCUGAUUUUGGCUGUUAUUUCUCCAGGCGUGGUACAGGUGUGGGAGGGUCUUCUCACUCUUUUCUUCUUUCCUAUUUGCGUGGUCUUUGCUUGGAUCGCUGAUCGCCGCCUCCUGUUUUACAAGUAUGUUUACAAGCGCUACCGAGCUGGCAAGCACCGUGGCAUGAUCAUCGAGACGGAGGGGGACCGCCCUCUUCCAUCCAAGGUGGAUAUCGAGAUGGACGGAAAGAUGCUGAACUCUCAUGCGGUGGACUUCUUGGAUGGAACUCUCGCUUUGGAACUGGAGGACAAAGACCUAGAUGAGGACGAAGCAAGACGUGAAAUGGCGAAGAUCCUGAAGGAACUGAAGCAGAAACAUCCCGAUAAAGAGGUGGAGCAGUUGAUUGAACUUGCUAAUUACCAGGUGCUCAGCCAGCAACAGAAGAGCCGUGCAUUCUACCGAUGCCAAGCGACCCGCUUAAUGACUGGAGCAGGUAACAUCCUGAAGAAGCAUGCAGCGGACCAAGCUCGCAAAGCAGUGAGCAUGCAUGAGGUGCGAAGUGACACUGGAGAGAAUGACCCGAUUUCCAAGAUCUUUUUUGACCCUGGCUCUUACCAGUGCCUCGAAAACUGUGGAACUGUGGCUGUGAAUGUGAUCCGACGUGGAGGCGAUCUCAACCAGAUGGUGUCUGUGGAAUUCCGCACGGAAGAUGGAACCGCAAACGCUGGCUCAGAUUACGAAUUCACAGAAGGUACUGUCGUUUUCAAGCCAGGUGAGACGCAAAAGGAAAUCCGAGUUGGAAUUAUUGAUGAUGACAUCUUUGAAGAGGACGAGAACUUCCUCAUCCACCUCAGUAAUGUCCGUGUGCUUCACGAGGGCGAUGAGCCAGAGACCACUGAAGCCAAUCACGUGGACACCAUUGCAACGCUCGGCGUGCCCUCCACAGCAACCGUCACCAUCUUUGACGAUGACCAUGCUGGAAUCUUCACGUUUGAAGAACCAGUCACCCAUGUUAGUGAGAGUGUGGGUGUCAUGGAAGUGAAGGUCCUGCGUACAUCUGGCGCCCGUGGGGUGGUGUCACUGCCAUAUAAAACCAUUGAGGGAACUGCGCGUGGAGGGGGAGAGGACUUCGAAGAUUCCCACGGUGUUCUGGAGUUCCAAAAUGAUGAAAUCUUGAAGGCGAUAUCAGUCAGGGUUCUCAAUCGAGAGGAAUACGAUAAGCAAUGCAGCUUUUGCAUAGAGCUACAGACGCCACUUUGGAGAAGGAGAGGAUGGACAGUAUACAGAGAUGAGGAGAAAGAGACGGGGCAGGAAGAGGCAGAGCCUUUGACCGGCGAAGAGGAAGAGGAACGACGCAUCGCUGAAAUGGGGAAGCCAAUGCUAGGAGAUCACCCUAAACUGGAGGUUAUCAUUGAGGAAUCUUAUGAAUUCAAGAAUACAGUUGAUAAGCUGAUUAAAAAGACAAACUUGGCUCUUCUGGUUGGCACCAACAGUUGGAGGGACCAGUUCAUCGAGGCCAUCACAGUCAGCGCUGGUGAGGAUGAUGACGACGAAGAAUGCGGAGAGGAGAAGCUCCCCUCCUGCUUCGAUUACGUCAUGCAUUUCCUCACGGUCUUCUGGAAAGUUCUCUUUGCCUUUGUCCCGCCCACUGAUUACUGGAACGGGUGGGCUUGUUUCGUGGUGUCAAUCAUUAUGAUUGGCGUUCUGACGGCUUUCAUUGGAGACCUGGCAUCCCACUUCGGCUGCACCAUCGGACUCAAAGACUCUGUCACGGCAGUGGUGUUCGUAGCGCUGGGAACUUCAGUGCCAGACACCUUUGCCAGUAAAGUGGCAGCGAUACAGGAUCAGUACGCCGAUGCAUCCAUUGGAAACGUGACGGGCAGCAAUGCCGUGAACGUCUUCUUGGGCAUCGGGGUGGCCUGGUCCAUUGCCGCCAUCUACCACAACUCAAAGGGCCACGAGUUCAAGGUGGAGCCGGGUAACCUGGCAUUCUCUGUCACCCUCUUCACCAUUUUCGCCUUUAUCUGCGUGGCGGUGCUCAUGUACCGCCGCCGGCCCGACAUCGGCGGAGAGCUGGGGGGUCCGCGGACUGCUAAAGGGCUGACCACCAUGCUCUUCGUCAGCCUCUGGCUCCUCUACAUCCUGUUCUCCUCUCUGGAGGCUUACUGCCACAUCAAGGGCUUCUAAACACACGUACACGCGCUCACACACGCAUAUACACGCAGAACUACACACCUUCACACAGUGACACACACGAUCAUGCAUUCUGUGGAAAAAUACGCAAAGACUAAAAGGUAAAGACUAAAGACUGCAGAGGAAGGCAACAGCGGCGGACUCGGUUUCGGGUUCACGAGGAUAAUCGUUUUCCGCAGACCAUCGGCCCGUUCUUCUGUUCUCUCAACACGCCAUUCCUUCAUCCUCAUCUUCCUCCGUUUGUUGUGUGACUGCAUCUGAUUGGACGGGGUGUGACCAUUGUGUUUAAACAUCAAAUCUAGACUAUGAAAGCUACUAUUGCUACCUUUAACUACUGUAGUUGUGCUUUUUUAACCUAAACCAGUAUAAAAGCCACGUGGGACCGUGGAAAUCUGUAAGCUCCCCUAAUAGUGCCAUGGAACUCUGGGGUCAUGUGGCUGUGUGUUAUAGGUUUGUUAUCUUAACGGGGACUGAGCGGUACUAUAAUUUUGCUUGGGUGAUUUUUCAGACACACUACUUUGUGUUUACAAAUGAUGUAAUCGGAGCGGUCCUAAACAGCUUUUGUUGUUCUCAAGAGCAGCUUGCAGCUCCCGUGAAGGCCAGUUUUUAUCCCGCUCUUGCACUGGUGCAGUUCAUUCCCAUUAAGAAAGAGAAUAACAAUAAGGAGAGUGCCAGGUCUAAUCUCUCCCGGCGCUUAAGACCAGAGGUGCACUAGUGCAAGACUUUGAUUUAAAAGCCUUGAUCUGACUCUCUCAAAGAUCGUAGAGCGCUAUCGAAAGAGCUCAAGUUAAGGAACAUACUGAAUUUUCGAAUACAAAGCCAUUGUGGUUUGUUACUGAUUCAAUUAUUAAUUUAUGCAAUCGAUGGACCUUGUGUGAAGUCAGCGUAGUGAAGAUAAUCCAGCAUGUGACAUGCUUUUGCCAACAUCACAUCGAGAGUUUACAAUUAUGACUGUUACUUCCGUCCAAACAUACACGCAUACAUUUACGGACACUCACUACGAGAAAUACGCAAAACCAGUGGCCAUACUUUCAGCGAAUUUGUUCUCAGACAAACAAUUUGCAAGCAUGUGUAAUCGGUAGUCUUUUGCUUGAUAAACUUGCUCAUACAGAUACAGUCAGUCACUCAUCUAUGUGGAGUUUACGAGGGCACGCUUUCCCUCCAACCCUGCUGAGAUUGCUUCUUUGUACUUUGUAGAUUCGCUGCAUACGGAGCUGUAAGGUAAAUCUCAUAGAAUAGUCACGGUUUUAGACGUAGGUCGAUUUUAAAAGCAGAAAUUGUAGAACUAAUCUGAAUUUGACUCUAAACAUCUUUAGGAUAGCAUGGUUUAACACAAAUGAACUGGGAAGAAAAAAAAAAACAUAGCUCGGUUUUAAAUUUUGCAAAUGCAAUUGCAGGAUUUUUCACUCUCCUUUCCAAAGUUCGAUUUUCAGUUUUAGUGGGUAAGUAAAUACAUGAAAUAUGUUUCUGGACUGAGCACAGUAGAUCUGACGUAGAUAUUUUGGACUUCGUCUAUUGUGUAGUUUGCGCCAAAUUUGCCAAAGGGAAAAUCUUUCUAAUGGAGAAACGCAGUGUGCCACACAGCCCCUGAAGUGGGUUUUGUAUUUCCAAUCGUACCUUUUUUACCCACACCAAAAAUGUCCUUGCAAGGAUAAAGAGGCCUUGGUGACAUUUCUUGUAGGUGUUUGUACUGAAGGGAUCCAGCCUACAGCUCUUUUACCGCAUCUGAACACCUUUUCUUGUAACGGAAGAGUGUUUUUAAAGGGAUUCUGUGUUGGGGUUUGUAGUUUCAGAAGCUUGAUUUUGAAAGAGAAGUAAAAUUUAGCUUGAAUUGCUGUUUAUCCUUUUCUUUAUGGUUGUUUGUUUAGUUUCGUUUAACAUUUUGAAUGAAAGGAAACUAUACUGUACCAGCUUCAGGGCAUUUCCAUAGGAAGCCUUCGAUGAUGACCUUCAAUCCCUGAUGAAGAUGGUCCGCUGUUGCUUGCUAAUUCUAAGAUCCACAAGAAAGAGACUACAAACAAAGAAGGACGAAACCAACAUCAAUAAAAAGACUUUUUCCUGAGGCCUAUUAUCUAUUUAAUCAAUAAACAAACAGAUGAAGUUGGAGUGAAGUUAGUGAAACCAUGUGAAUUACAGCCAUACCAAGUUCUGCCGAGAAGACUUUCACGGACUCUUGCUGUACGUGCUUCUGGCUAGCCGUCACACCAACAGACCGCAAGUGCGCCUCUCCGCACGGGGCGUUAAAAACUGUACAUGGUCUCUACGGUUUAUACUGUAUAUGUAUUUGCUUUGGCAGAGCAGGGGUCAGCAAUUUUGCGUCUGUGCUCUAUGGUCUGUAAAUCAGGGCGUGGCUGCAUUGGAACCGCCCCCCUGUGGAACAUAGCCCCUCCCCUUACCCGUCCCCUUGUUUGCCAUGUCCAUAUUUGGAAUGUUAAUGUGCUUCGUGUUGACAAUGCAUGGAUGCUAACCUGUCUGUAUAUAGUACGCAGAAUCCCCUUCAUUAAUGUAGUCGACAGAGGUUUGAAAGCUGUAUAGAUAUUUCGAUUUUUGUUUUGUUCGUUUGUUUGCUUGUUUGUUUGAUUUUCCUGUCUGUAAGUUGAACACAUUGAAAUGUGUUUGUUUUGUUUCGUCUUUUGUUUGUUUCGUUUUUUUUUUCAACUUGCACAUGUAUAUUAAAAAGGCAGUAUCUGUCGUUUAGUACAGGAGCACAUGUACAAACGAAGGAAGCAAUAUAUCAAGGCCCUUUGCUUGGUUGUUGCAAUGGUUAUAUUAUUUAACAGUAUGAAAUAUUUUGUCACUGAAGCGUUCAGGCGUGUAUGUAUAUACUGUACAGUAGAAUGAAGGCAGAGUAACCGCUCUGCCGUUAUCAAAGAGAGAAUACAACGUAUUUAUUUGAGACUUCAGAAUGACAAAUAUUGCCUUUUGGAUUGAUUGUUGCAUAGAGCUUGUUUUGUUCUAGUUUCUUCGCUGAGCAGUGUAUGCGUGUGUGUGUGUGAGUGUGCGCGAGUGUGUAUUUGUUUGGUUGGUCUGGAGCAGUCUGUGAUAUUUGUAAGAAUUAAGGUAACAUAUAGUCCGUUAUUUAUCUGCUCCGAGUCUGUAAACCAUCUUGCAAAAAUCAGUGAACCAUCUGGAAAAUGUCUGUAAAACAUUAGGAGAAUGUGUGUGAAGCGUCAGGGUUUGCCUUGUGUAUGUCUUACAUUCCUAAACCCCCCCUUUCUUCCUCACUGCUCAGAUGGACUCUAGCCUUUCAGGGGUUUAAUACUAAUCUUUGAUAAUAUUAUUUCCUCCUCUUCCCCCUCUCUCUAUCACUCUCUUUCUCUCUCUCCAAUCCAAGGCCUCACUAACAUCUUGCAUUAAUGUGCCCAGUGAAAUUAUGUAGGCUGUAUGUCGUAACCAAUCUCAGUGUAUAUGUGUAACAAUGUUCCUGGUAUUCCUGAACAGUGCGUAUAUGUGUGUAAAUGUCUACAUAUCACUUAUUUAUAAUGUAUAAAUUUAUAGCAUGUAUAAAGGUUUGCAAAACCACUUAUACUGCAGAGAAUAUUGAUCUUAACUAAGUCAUUUUGUCUUGUUUUCCAGUAAUAAAUAUCUAGAAAUCUAAAACGAUUAUUUUUUUAUUGUCGUUUCAAGCAUAAAAACGAAUACAAUUUAAUGAGAUCUAAUCUUAAAAACAAGAGGAUAAAAUAUAGUAAUUAAAAUGAAUAUUUAUACAGGAAAACAAGACAAACAUUGUUUUUUGCAGUGUAAACAACAUGGCAGAAAGCUCUCAUGCCAAAGCAGGAUUGAAUGUAUUGUAUGUAACGUAAUAGCUGGUCUAAAUGAAGGCUAUGUUUUAUUAUCUUAUCUGUCUUGUACAGAUCGAGGGGCUCAAUUCAUUGUGUGUGUUUGAUCGCUGUAAGCUAAUGCUGAGAGUCAUGUUAAUGCAAGUGUGUGUGGCCUUGUGGCAUAGUGUGUCUUACACAGUCCUCUUGUCAUGGGCUUAUUAAAGCUGACUCUAUUUUCCUCCUCUCUCUUAUCUUCUCUCUUCUUUCUCUCUUGCACUUUUCGCUUUGUUUCACACUGUUUCGUUUUGAUUGUUAGGUUGUUUUAAUUUCAAUCGGAAUAAUUAAAUAUGAGAUUUUUUUUGUUUGUUUUUCGUUUUGAUUUAUUUUUGUGUUGCACUCAAUCUAAUAAGAUGGACGUCCACUAACUGUGAUUGCUCCCCUAGUACACCUCUACACAGGAAAUAAAGUUUGGGAUAUCCUGUUUAGAGCCAA
Molecule: messenger RNA, 7502 nt
Organism: Puntigrus tetrazona (Sumatra barb)
Lineage: Eukaryota; Metazoa; Chordata; Actinopteri; Cypriniformes; Cyprinidae
Gene: slc8a1b
Product: solute carrier family 8 member 1b
Exons: 7
Coding region: 412-3243 (943 amino acids)
Biological process (GO): sodium ion transmembrane transport; calcium ion import across plasma membrane; cell communication
Cellular component (GO): postsynapse; axon; sarcolemma
Molecular function (GO): calcium:sodium antiporter activity
Source: RefSeq, a predicted model, not a curated record